UUUUUUGCCUGCAGGGGUUUUGGAGCCCCGGAGCGACUCUCCCUCCGUAUUAGUGCUCCGUGUUUCUCCGCCACGCUGCUGCAUUUCUCACCGGCACGGCGCGGGCAACGGAGGCACCAGCGCGCAGGGCCGAGAACAAGCAAAAACGGAGAGGAAAGAAACGGGUGCACAGAGAAAAACUUUUCCCCCAUGUUUCAGGACAACCGCUCCAACAUGUCCAGGCCGAUGAUCACCAGGUCUCCAGCGUCUCCUCUCAGUAAUCAGGGCAUCCCGACGCCAGCACAACUCACCAAGUCCAACGCGCCCGUGCACAUCGAUGUGGGCGGCCACAUGUACACCAGCAGCCUCGCCACACUCACCAAGUACCCUGAGUCCAGAAUUGGCCGUCUUUUUGAUGGCACAGAGCCCAUUGUUCUGGACAGCCUGAAGCAGCACUACUUCAUCGACAGAGACGGUCACAUGUUCCGCUACAUCCUCAACUUCCUCAGGACGUCCAAGCUCCUCAUCCCUGACGACUUUAAAGAUUUCAGUCUGCUGUACGAGGAGGCACGGUAUUUCCAGCUGCAGCCAAUGCUGGUAGAACUUGAGCGCUGGCGUCACGAGCGGGAGCUCAACCGAAUCUCGUGUCCAUGCGAGUGCGUUGUGGUACGUGUGGCACCUGACCUGGGCGAACGCAUCACACUGAGCGGAGACAAAGCCCUCAUCGAGGACAUCUUCCCAGAGAUCGGAGACGUCAUGUGCAACUCGGUGAACGCCGGCUGGAACCACGACUCCACACACGUCAUCCGCUUCCCGCUAAACGGCUACUGCCAUCUCAACUCUGUUCAAGUCCUGGAGCGACUACAGCAGCGCGGCUUCGAGAUCGUGGGCUCCUGCGGCGGUGGGGUCGACUCGUCUCAGUUCAGCGAGUACGUCCUGCGGCGAGAACUGCGGCGAUCUCAGCGAGGACUCCAGACUAACAGGAUAAAACAAGAACAGCUGGACUAGAACCCAACUCUAGAAACUGCCUCAGAGACUUCCAAAAAAAAAAAAAAAAAAAAAAAUGGGCCAUGAAGAGAAAAGACAUUUCAGCAGUUGCCAAGCUGGCAUCACUUGGAACACUUUGUUUUUUUUUUUUUUUUAUUUGUUUUUUUUAGGGAACUUGAGAAAAAAAUUUUUUUGUUGUUGUUGUUGAAGAUUUGACACAUGACCUGUGAUGACAUUUGGAAAGAUCAGGACCGUCUAUAUAAGGACCUUGUUUAAAAAAAUGGUGUCUCUUUCCAUACAUUAAAUUUUAAAGCAAACCUUCCUGUUCUGUUUGCAAUGCUAUAUACAGUAUAUAUAUAAAAAUAUGCAUAUAUUUUGCUAUUUCAUAUAAUUGAUCCAUGGAUGUUGUUUCCUAAUAAUAUCAUUCAUAGGUUUAUUACAGAUCUCAACACAUAGUGAUGUGUUGGUUUUUUUUUUUUUUCUUUCUCCAUAUUAUAACAAAUAAGCAAAGAUCUUGUACUUUUGUUCAUCUAAACAUCCUGAUCAUUUUCUGAUGGUUUUCGUUGAGAAUUGUCGUGUGAUACAUUUCAUUGAUACAUGUAUUUACUUUUUACUCAGUAUGGUUAUAAGAUUAAUAUGAAAUGUAUCCAAAAAAAAAAACCUCCAAGUUUAAAUGAGAUGAAAAGGCCACUUAUUAAUUUUAAUUUAUGAUCGGAUACGGUGUUUAUCGCCUAUUUUUAUUUGUAAGUAUUUCUCUCUCUCUCUCUCUCUCUCUCUCUCUUUGCCCUCAAACCCUUUUUGACUGAAUUUGUAAUUAUAUUAAAUACAGGUUCGUUCUGAAAGCUGUCAAAACUGAGCAAGUCAUUUCGCCGUCAUGUCACAUCACGUCACAUCACGUCCGACGUCCCGAAUUACGAAGAAUGUAGCAAGAAAUUUAAAAUAAAUCACCCAUAAUUGUA
This is a messenger RNA of Tachysurus vachellii, 1925 nucleotides long. Its product is annotated as BTB/POZ domain-containing protein KCTD1. NCBI's taxonomy places the organism in Eukaryota, Metazoa, Chordata, Actinopteri, Siluriformes, Bagridae. Gene Ontology annotation, molecular function: transcription factor binding; transcription corepressor activity. Gene Ontology annotation, biological process: protein homooligomerization; negative regulation of DNA-templated transcription. The record is from RefSeq and is a predicted model, not a curated record. The coding region runs from base 190 to 987 and encodes 265 amino acids. The transcript has 5 exons. Gene Ontology annotation, cellular component: nucleus.